Molecule: messenger RNA, 1257 nt
Organism: Lasiodiplodia theobromae
Lineage: Eukaryota; Fungi; Ascomycota; Dothideomycetes; Botryosphaeriales; Botryosphaeriaceae
Product: Integral membrane protein
Exons: 5
Coding region: 1-1257 (418 amino acids)
Source: RefSeq, a predicted model, not a curated record
AUGGCUCCAACCGACUAUGGUCCGACCAUCGAGGUGACGGCCUUUACCCUCACCAGUCUCUCCACCGCCAUCGUUUCCCUGAGGCUAUACUGCAACGUUCAUCUGUUGAAGAGGGCUGGUCUCUCCGAUGUCUUCAUGGGCAUUGCAAUGAUCAUGACCUGGGCCAUAGCCGUCAUCAACUACUUUCAAGUCAAGUAUGGUUCAGGGAAACAUUACUAUAACCUAUCAUCGUCGACGCACGCUCUCGAAGGCACUUUGAAGUCAUGGUAUUCUUUCCAAAUCGCCUAUCUCGUCGACCUCCUCUUCGUGAAGCUUUCAAUCUUGUGCUUCUACUGCGCAAUCUGCGACCAAAAAUGGUUUCGCACCGUCAUUUACUCCAUGAUGGGCAUAGUUGGAAGCUUCACUAUCGCUAUGACCUUCGUCAACGCAUUCGAAUGCCCUAAUCCCUCGGAUGCCUUUACCGUUGAGAUUAUCAUGGCCGGCCUCGGAUCCUGCAGGGACCUGCAUUCCAUGUACUUUGCGCAGGCAGGCUUCAACAUAGCAAGCGACCUAGUCAUCAUGUUGAUACCGGUCCCCUUGCUUGCGCGUCUGCAGAUGCCUAGAUCGAGGCGAAUUGCGCUGUUCGGCAUUUUCAGCGUCGGCUUCGUCGCAGUGCUGGCAUCCAUCCUACGGCUGUGGACCCUGUCGAUUUGGGCCAAGUCGACGGAUGUUCCGUAUUCCGGCGGUCCCAUCCUCAUAUGGACCCAGAUCGAAUUGAACGCAGCAAUCAUCUCCGCCUCGUUUCCUGCGAUGAAGGCCCUUUUCGCGCAUACCUUCUCCGACCAUCCAACGACUCGAAGGUCCUCCAGCGGUGCGCGCUAUUUCAAGUAUAGCUACGGGGCAAACUCUGCAGACAAGACUAAGGGUGUGAACGCAAAGGACAGCAUCAUCAGCUUGAAAACACUCCCAUUCAUGAAGAGUGCCACAGGCGAACCUCGGACAUCAAAGACAAUGACCAGAGGCGGCAAUGCAACGCGAAGCUUCGAAUCCGGACGCAGCGACGAAGAAAUGUUUUUCGACGAGCCGGUCGGCCAUGAGGCUGUUGUUGAGAGCGGAAAGAACUCAUCGGACGGCAGCGGAGAUAGGGCUACUGGACUGCAACAGCCCCAACCCACGUUCGCGACACACCAGGGCAUCAUGAAAAGCUUGACAGUGGAGCAAACGACAGAAAAUUCUACGGGCCGUCCGCAAUAUUACAGAUCCCAUUAUCUCCGCUAA